Molecule: messenger RNA, 1108 nt
Organism: Corylus avellana
Lineage: Eukaryota; Viridiplantae; Streptophyta; Magnoliopsida; Fagales; Betulaceae
Product: Calcium-binding EF-hand family protein
Molecular function (GO): calcium ion binding
Source: RefSeq, a predicted model, not a curated record
UUUUGGAACUGCGUGUUGUCAAAAGCAAUAAUGGCAUCUCCACUUACUUUAUAGGAGUCCCCGUUUUGCUUCUCUCCUUGAUCACCCUUUCCCUUUCCACUUUUGCUUUCUGGGUGCUUCUCAUUUUUGCUCUAUAUGUUAUUUCUCUGCGACCCUUUUCCUCUCCUGCAAGAGCUUGCUUCUUCUUCUUUCACAGCAUGAAGGUUUCUACGGGCACAUCUCAAGGUUGCCCUUCUCUAAGGUCUUUGUCCAUCAAAGUGGGAAGUAUGCUUUGCCCUUGUAGUUCUCCAAACAAAUAUAAGAGGUUAGAUGCUAAGCUUGAAAGGAAAAUGGCUGAGGCCAAGAGAGGUUCAUCAGGGCAUCACAAUUUCAAGUCACUUGACAGCAUAAUUAUGAAGUUCCCUCAGUUCAAGGAGGGAUUGAAAAACAUAAGAGCUGUGUUUGAACAAUAUGAUGAGGACUCUAAUGGAACCAUUGACCGAGAGGAACUAAAGAAAUGCUUACAAAAACUGCAACUCCAUCUGACAGAGGAGGAGGUUGAGGAUCUGUUCCAUUCAUGUGACAUUGAUGGCAGUGAAGGGAUACAAUUCAAUGAGUUCAUUGUUCUUCUUUGUCUCAUCUAUCUCCUGAAGGAUCCUUCUUCCUCUAAUACUACAUCGAGGUUAGGUUCGCCACAGCUUGAAGCGACUUUUGACACCAUAAUUGAAGUAUUCUUUUUUCUUGAUAAAAAUGGAGAUGGAAAGCUGAAUAAAAAAGACGUGGUCAAGGCAUUGAAUGAGGCUUCUCCUUGGGAGAAAUCCCCUUCUCACAUCACCAGGACCCGAUUCAAAGAAAUGGACUGGGACAGGAAUGGGAAGGUCAGUUUCAGGGAGUUCCUCUUUGCAUUCAUCAAUUGGGUUGGGAUCGACACAGAUGAAGAAAUGCCUCUGGCAGGAACUUAAACAAAUGAACAGGAUGUAAAGACUUUGCACAUAUCACUAUCUUGCAUUUGUAAAGACUUUGUCUCUAGCUUUUGUCAUUUAUGAUUUCUUUUCAAAUGUUUGAAUUCUGAGCCACCGUAUGAAUCACGAUGUUGUUCUUGAUUUCUAUUUUAUUAUUAUUUUCUUAA